UUGGACUUGUUCUGAGCGUGGGGGCAGAUUAUGACCCCAACUGGGAUUCCUUGGACUCUCGCCCCUUGCCCCAGUGGUACGACGAUGCCAAGGUGGGCAUCUUCAUCCACUGGGGAGUGUUUUCGGUCCCAUCGUUUGGAUCCGAAUGGUUCUGGGAAUACUGGCAAGGACAAAAACUACCACAGUUCGUGAGCUUCAUGGAGCAGAACUACCGCCCAGGCUUCACUUACGCCGAUUUCGCCGCUCAGUUCACGGCCGAAUUUUACGAUCCGGACCAGUGGGCGGACAUAUUCAAAGCGGCUGGAGCCCGGUACAUCGUCCUGACCACCAAACAUCACGAGGGAUUCACCAAUUGGCCUUCCAACCACUCCUGGAACUGGAACAGCAUGGAUCUGGGACCCAAGAGAGAUUUGGUCGGUGAUUUGGCCGCUGCCAUAAGAUCCAAGGCCCCGGACGUUCAUUUCGGAUUAUACCACUCUCUGUUCGAGUGGUUCAACCCUAUCUACAACCAGGACAAAGAUAAUAACUUCAAGACCAGCGACUUCGUGACCGGGAAAACUAUGCCAGAGCUCUAUGAACUGGUGAAUAACUACGAACCUGAAGUCAUCUGGUCUGACGGAGAUGCUGGACCUGAUUGGUACUGGAAUUCUACGGUGUUCCUGGCUUGGCUGUUCAACGAAUCGCCCGUCAAGGAGACGGUUGUCGUCAAUGACAGGUGGGGAGAUGGUAUAUCGUGCCAUCAUGGGUCCUACUACACAUGCGCAGAUCGGUAUAGCCCAGGUGUUUUACAGCCCCACAAAUGGGAGAACUGCUUCACGCUCGACAAGGCCUCCUGGGGCUACAGACGUAACGCGCCUGCGGGAGAUUACCUUACGAUCCAUGACGUCCUGACCCAGUUGGCAUCAACAGUCAGCUGUGGAGGUAACGUCUUGAUCAACGUCGGACCGACGCACGAUGGGAUGAUCCCCCCAAUCAUGGAGGAACGUCUCCGGCAGCUGGGCUCUUGGUUAGACGUCAACGGCGCUGGAAUCUACGGAUCCAGGCCCUGGAAAGUCCAGAAUGACACCGUAACUCACGGAAUUUGGUAUACGGCCAACCAUGACCUUACUUACGCCAUCGUGCUCCAGUGGCCCAAACACAACACCUUGACCUUAGGGUCAGUGAAGCCCUCUGACCAAACCACGAUCAAGAUGCUUGGUUUCGAUGGAGAACUUAAGUUCACACCUCUCACUCAAGGGAUGAAUGUGACUUUCCCUGACUUAUCCUCUGUCACCAGCGAGUGGGCAUGGGUACUGGAGAUGGCCGGGGUUACCCCAAGUUAAAAUGGCCCUUCAAGCCACGAGGAAAGGAGGAACGAAGAGAAGUCUAAGAGGACUGACUGCUUUUUAUUUUUCUCGUUUAUUUCGAAAAAUAUGUUUCGAUUAUUCAAGAGGUAAUGGUUAUGCGAAUGGUAUAGCACGUAAAGAUUAAUGCUGA
Messenger RNA from Macrobrachium nipponense, 1476 nucleotides. Its product is annotated as alpha-L-fucosidase-like. Gene Ontology annotation, molecular function: alpha-L-fucosidase activity. The record is from RefSeq and is a predicted model, not a curated record. Lineage: Eukaryota; Metazoa; Arthropoda; Malacostraca; Decapoda; Palaemonidae. Gene Ontology annotation, cellular component: lysosome. Gene Ontology annotation, biological process: fucose metabolic process; glycoside catabolic process.